Messenger RNA from Cucumis sativus (cucumber), 3704 nucleotides. Its product is annotated as F-box protein SKIP14. The record is from RefSeq and is a predicted model, not a curated record. NCBI's taxonomy places the organism in Eukaryota, Viridiplantae, Streptophyta, Magnoliopsida, Cucurbitales, Cucurbitaceae. Bases 672 to 2975 code for a protein of 767 amino acids. Gene Ontology annotation, cellular component: cytoplasm. The transcript has 2 exons.
CCGUUUCACAAAUCCCCUCCUCCCCCCCCUCUCCCUCUCUCUUUCUCUCUCUCUCUCUCUAAAAUCUCGAAUCUGCAUCUUCUCUCUUGCUCUGGUUGAAUUCUCCCAUUCGUCAUUAAACCUUGCCGCAGCUUAUCAAUUCAUUUCCAGUUUUUCCAUUUCUCAGUAAGCUACGUUUGUGGGGACAUUCGAUUCCGCCAGAUUUUCCCUAUUGUAUUUCUUAGGGUUUCAUAUUUCUUUCUCUGUUACUCUCAUAUCUUCUUCCUCUACUUCUUUCUUUUGUUUCUUCGCCUUUUGGAUUUCCAUUCUGGUUUUUUGUUCUUCUUGUUUUGUUUUUGUUGAUCGGAACCCAAAAAAAAAUUGAAAAAAAAUUGAAAAAAAUUAAAAAAUUCGAUUGUCGUAAUUUUUGAUUUGGGUAUAUUUGAUUUGGGUGCUUCCUUUUUAGUUCCCUUUUUGUUCAUUCACCUGUGAUUCGAUCUGGGUUUACCUUAUAAUUGCGAGAAAACUCCGUGAAAUUUUGGUGUGCUGUGUUUUUGUUUGCUAUCCGAAAUUGAGAGUUCUUUUUCCCUCUUCUUUUAGGUGGGAUCUUCUCUAUUAGUUCUUCUUUUUUUUCCCCUUUUGUACUUUUCCUUGUAGCAAUAGGAAAAUUAUUGGGUUAGGGUGUAUAUGUAAUGGCUUUGAAUUUUUCACAUCGACCGAUUUUUCCCUCUCAUCUUACGGAGGAGAAUUUGGUUUCUUCGAUGAACAUUUCAAGUGGUUUUGUUGUCGAUGAUGUUUCCGAGAGGAAUUUUGAUGUUUAUGGGACGUCCUGGCUGAUUAAUCGGGAGCUCGUGGAUUGCCUUAAUUUUUUAGAGGAUACCUGCGAAGGGGGUGGGACGCGAGAUUGUGUCCCGGGGGAUGUUUUGGAUCUCUUGCCUUCAGAUCCCUUUGAUAUGGAUAUAAGUACUACUGUGACAGCGAUCACAGGCUGGCUUGAUGAUUUGAAUGUUGACUAUGGUAGUGGAUAUGGGAGAGAUGAGAGAGUCCCAGUUGAUGAGAAUUAUGAGCUUUUUGCUGGAUUGAACUAUAUUUGGAACAAUGCUUUUAGGUUCCAGGCGUUUCCCCUUGGAAAUGGAGGAAAUUUUCACGGUACUGGUGAGCUGGGGGGAUUUGGUGCGUGGUCAGAUGAGAGAAAAGCAGGUAGUGCAUCCUGCCAUUCUGAUUCUGAAUUACCGUAUCUUGUGGAUACAAUUCAGACACUUGGUAUUGAACCUGAAAUUUCUGGAGAUGGGCUCAGUUCGUGGUCUGAUGGGAUAAAAGCCGGUGCUUUAUCCUGCCAUUCGGAUGCUGAAUCAACAUAUCUUGUGGAUACAUUUCAGACUCUUGGCAUUGAGCGUGAAAUUUCUGGAGAUGGAUUCAGUUCGUGGUCCGAUGGGACAAAAGGAGGUGGUUUAUCCAGCCACUCUGAUCCUGAAUCACAAUAUCUUGUGGAUACAUUUCAGACUCUUGGUAUUGAACCUGAAUCUGGUGAUGGAUUCAGUUCGUGGUCUGGCGGGAUAAAGGCAGGUGGUUUAUCCUGCCAUACUGAACCUCAAUCAUCAUAUGUUGUGGAUACAAUUCAGACUUUUGGUAUGGAACCUGAAAUUUCUGGAGGUGGAUUCAGUGCAUGGUCUGAUGGAAGAAAAGCAGGUGCGGUAUCCUUCCAUACUGAUCCUCGAUCAUCAUAUGCUGUGGACACAAUUCAGACUCUUGAUAUCGAGCCUGCAAUUUCUGGAGGGGGAUUCAGUGUGUGGUCUGGUGGGAUGGAAGCAGGUGGUGUGUCCUGCCUUGCUGAACCUGAUUCACCCACAUAUGUUGUGGAUACAAUUCAGACUUUUGGUGUUGAACCUGAGUUUUCUGGAGAGGGAUUCAGUGUGUGGUCAGAUGGGAGAAAGACAGGUGGUCUAACCUGCCAUACUGAUCCUCAAUCAUCAUAUGUUAUGGAUUCAAUUCAUACUCAUACUAUUGAAUCUGAAUUUCCUGGAGGGGUCUUCGUUACAUGGUCUGACGGUAGAAAAUCUGGUGUCAUGUCCUAUUUUACUGUUCCAGAAUCACCACCAUAUUUAGUGGAUACAUGUCAGACUCUUGGUACUGAACCUGAAACUUCUGGGGUGCAACCUGUAGUUCUUCACGAGGAAGACUGUGUCCCGAUUGAUGCAAGUGGACCUCCUCAUGCAGCUUUUAGUUUUGUGCUUGGUUAUCUUGGCACGCGGGAACUUCUUCUUGUUGAAUCAGUUUGCAAGUUCCUGCAGUCAACUGCAGAAGGGGAUCCUUUCUUUUGGAGAAACAUUAACAUAUGUGGAAAGCCGGAUGUGAAAAUUACAGACGAUGUUCUCUUAAGAUUGACUAGCAAGGCUCAAGGUGGUCUGGAAAGUCUGAGCCUUGUAAACUGCGUAAUGAUAAGUGAUGAUGGUCUUAACAAGGUGCUUCUCAAUAAUCCUAAAGUCACGAAGUUGUGUGUUCCAGGAUGCACAAGACUCACAAUUGGAGGUAUUGUUGAUAAUUUGAAAGCCUUCAAAUCAAGAGGUGGACCAGGAAUAAAACAUUUAAGUGUAGCAGGAAUAUACGGAGUAACAGAAGUGCAUUAUAAAGAGUUGGAGAAGCUGUUAGUAGGUAUUGAGAACUUAACUCAACUAGAUACUUGCCAGCCUCGAUUUUAUCGAGGAGGUGAACCUCGUUUUCCAUCAAGUGAUGGUGGGCGUGCCAUUGACAUAGAAAGAUGUCCAAAAUGUAUGAAUAUGAGGAUCGUUUAUGACUGCCCGGUGGUUGGCUGUAAGGGAAUAAAAGAAGGUGACACCGACCCUGACACCAACAUGGCGCGAUGCAGGGCAUGCACCAUUUGUAUACCUCGGUGCAACUGGUGUGGACGCUGCAUUGAUGAGACAGUACAUGAGGAGACAUUUUGUCUGGACUUGCGUUGCAUUGAUUGUGGGAAGGAGAUAUCCAAAUGUGAAUAAAGAGGGAGGAACGCCAACCGGGGUUCAUCUAUCCUUACUGAAUCAAUUCUUGCAGCCUUUUUGCUUCUUGGUUAUAUUAUAUGUGCAUAUAAGUUAAAAUUUUCAGAUUGGUUCUUGCCAGAAACCUAUUUUGAACAGCCAAUGAUCGUAGGAUUGAUUGGCAUUAUCUCAAUCCAAAUGUUGGAUCUUUUUAGACCUUUGAAUGAAUCCAAAGAAAAAAAGAAAAAGAAAAAGAAAAAAAAAAAGAAAAGAAAAAGACAGACUCCUGGUAUCUGAAUUGGUGCCAUGGUUCUGGAAAUAACUUUCUGCUUCUCCGAUUUAGUCAUCUUGACGUCGGCUCUCCGUUUUUCUUCCUCAAGCUCUACUGGGAACUUGCCUGUUGAAGACUAUCAUCAUCCGUGCACACAAUUCAGAACGUUCGACUGUUGAUGAAGUCAGGAGAGAAGAUGUCAUUUAUCUAUAGGAUUUGGUCGUCUUUAUUAUUCAUUACGUCCUGUUUCUUGUCAUUGUGGUGGUUCUUCAGUAUGUCGAAGUUAUGCUUUUUGUGUCAGACAGUUCAUGUUAUGCUCUGUUCCUUCCCUCUCUUUAAUUUUCUACGAACUUGUUGGUCUUACGACUUUGAUUGAUGUCCUAUUUUUUACUUCUAUUGCGUUGUGGGAAUCCUAAUGUCAUGUUGUUGUUGGGAUGUGUUUCAAUAAUGAAAUAAAUGAAGUCGAACGUUCCUGUAAA